Sander lucioperca (pikeperch) is the source of this 9505-nucleotide messenger RNA. RefSeq names its product unconventional myosin-XVIIIa-like. The transcript has 47 exons. Bases 341 to 7666 code for a protein of 2441 amino acids. Gene Ontology annotation, molecular function: protein binding; ATP binding; cytoskeletal motor activity. Lineage: Eukaryota; Metazoa; Chordata; Actinopteri; Perciformes; Percidae. The record is from RefSeq and is a predicted model, not a curated record. Gene Ontology annotation, cellular component: myosin complex.
CACAUUACCCCCCUUCACUCCUCAGACCACAGCUUUACUUUACUGUGCUGUGCUGACUGUGACCCCGCCCUAGACAUUGCCCUCCCACUCACUCAAAACUAGUGAUUGUGAGCUCUUUGCAGACCCAGGUCAUACCCUGCCUUGGCCCAGACUGCACUGCUCCAGUGACGGAGCGAAGAUUGGAAGGUUAACCAGGCCUAAAGAGAAGGUUAAAGUUGAGAACAAGCCAGAUUCUGAUGUAGAUAGUAGUCAGCCUCAGGCAGUCACUAAAGCCGGGCUAGACACAGGAAGUGGUCCACAGUCAACUGCAUCAGCUGAAGAGUCAAAUGGUAACGUUGCUAUGGGCGGUUCAGACACUCCGGGGGAGGAGCAGAGUUCUAGUGGUAAGAAGGUGGUGAGGGUUGUGAGAAGAGUUGUUAGACGCGUGGUUCCUGCUGGGACGGUAGAGCAGAACCCGUCCGCUGUUUCUGAGUCUGCGAGGGCUGCCUCUGCUCCAGACCCGGCGCUCAAAACCACCAGAGCUGCUGGGCAGGACAAGGAUGAUAUCUCCAUGGGCCUCACCAGCCUAAUGGGCAGAGGCAGAACCAAGGAUCACCGGCCUCGCACCCGCACCCAGGACCGCAAAGAGGACAUGAAAGAAGAGGCGAAGCAGGAGGAGGAGAAAGGAGAGGUGAAAGAAGAGGAGGAAAAACCUACUGUGGAAAAAACAGAGGAGGCCACAUCCACAUCUGUGCCCAGUACUACAGCACCGAACCCAGCACCACCAAAGUUUAACCCCCUCACCCCUCCAGCUGGAUUCAUCCCCACUCCCAAACCCAACCCUUUGGCCCCGCCUGCUGGUUUCAUCCCGCUACCCAAACAGAAUCAGUUGACUCCUCCGCCUGGUUUCAUCCCUGCCAGAAAAUCCAGUCCGGUGCCACCAAAACAGAAUCCCCUGGCACGACCUCCAGGAUUCAUCCCUGUCCCAAAGACAGAUCCCCUUGCUCCUCCUGCAGGGUUCAUCCCAAAGCCUCGUCCAAUUGCUGUAAAGAAACCUGAGGUAAAGGAGAUAUCUUGUCCCCGUGUGGCCCCCGAUGGUAAGCCUUCAUCUGUUGCACUGCCCCAGGCUCAGUCUGCGCCGCAUGAACAGGUCCCAGGGCUGAUUCCCUCUGAGGAGGAUUACAAGCGUGUGAGGAGGAUCUUCGCCAUCGAUGGCAAUGAUCGUGCCAGAGGCCACAAAUCCUCUCAGUCCAAGCUCGUUGAGGACCCUGUGGCCAUACUUCAGGCAGCACACUCAGCUGCAGCUAAGGGAAAGACUGAGGAGCAGAUAACGGCAGAGAGAGCCUGGUAUAACACAGAACCAGUAUGGCUUGUCCACAAGGAUGGGUUUUCCAUGGCAACUCUCCUGAAGACGGAGGCAGGCAGUCUGCCAGAGGGGAAGGUAAAAAUCCGCCUGGAGAGUGAUGGAUCUUUAUUGGAUGUGGACGAAGACGAUGUAGAGAAGGCAAACCCUCCGAUGUUUGACCGAGUGGAGGACCUGGCCUCUCUGCAGUAUUUGAAUGAGUCGAGCGUGAUGCACUCCCUGAGGCAGCGGUACGGCGGUAACCUGGUGCACACCCAUGCUGGGCCCAACAUGGUGGUCGUUAACCCCAUUAGUGCCCCCUCGAUGUACUCUGAGAAGGUGAUGCAAAUGUUCAAGGGCUGCAGAAGGGAGGACACUGCCCCUCACAUUUACAGCAUGGCCCAGGCUGCCUAUAGGAACCUCCUGACCACUCGCCAGGAUCAGUCCAUUGUCUUGUUGGGCAAGAGUGGUAGUGGCAAGACCACCAACUGUCAACACAUCCUCCAAUACCUGGUCACUAUUGCUGGCAGCACCAACAAAUCAUUCUCCACAGAGAAAUGGCAGGCGGUCUACACAGUUUUGGAGGCCUUUGGGAAUGCCUCUACUUGUAUGAAUGGGAAUGCUAGUCGCUUCUCACAUAUCGUUUCCUUGGACUUUGACCAGGCAGGCCUGGUGACCUCAGCCUCUAUCCAGACCAUGCUUCUGGAGAAGAUGAGGGUGACAAGAAGACCAGGGGGAGAGUCCACUUUUAAUGUCUUUUACUACCUGAUGGCUGGAAUAGAAAGCUCUCUGAGAACUGAGCUGCACCUUAACCACUUUGCUGAAAACAAUGCAUUUGGAAUAAUGCCUCAGAAUAAGACCGAGGAUAAACAGCGGGCCUCCCAGCAGUUUUCCAAGCUGCAAGCAGCCAUGAAGGUUCUGGGGAUCAGUGGUGAUGAGCAGAGGGCCUUCUGGCUUGUUCUCGGAGCCAUCUACCAUCUUGGGUCUGCAGGAGCUACUAAGGCUGGCAGGAAACAAUUUGCACGUCAUGAGUGGGCUCAGAAGGCAGCCUACCUGCUGGGCUGCACCCUGGAGGAGCUCUCCUCCUCCAUCUUCAAGCACCAGGCCAAGGGCACUCUGCCCAGAGCCAGCUCUAUUCGCCAGGCUUCGGACGAAAAUGGCACAGCAGAUGCAGCAGGAUCCAAGGCUACGGCAAUGGAGUGUUUAGAGGCCAUGGCAUCUGGGCUUUACUCAGAACUCUUCACUAUCCUAAUUUCUUUAAUAAACCGGGCCUUGAAAUCCAGCCAGCACUCCCUGUGCUCUCUGCUCAUUGUGGACACACCAGGCUUUCAAAACCCUAGGCUGGCUAAGCGCGAGUGCAGCGCAACCUUUGAGGACCUAUGCCACAACUACACUCAAGAACGUUUGCAUUCCCUCUUCUAUCAGCGGACCUUCGUUCAGGAGUUGGAGAGAUACAAAGAGGAGAACAUAGAGUUUGCUUUCGAUGAUACAGAGCCCAGCACGUCUCUGUCUGUAGCAGUGGUAGACCAAGCCUCAAGCCAAGCGCUGGUACGGACAGUGCGAACAGAUGAGGCACGGGGCCUGCUGUGGCUGAUGGAGGAGGAGGCGCUGCAGCCUGGGGGGUCAGAGGAAACCCUGUUGGGACGUCUCUUUAGCUACUACGGACCGGCUGAGGGCGAGACUAAAGGUCACACUUUUCUCCUGAAGAGUGAAAAGGAUCGUCAUUUCCUGCUGGGCCACAGCCACGGGACUGACUGGGUGGAGUACGAUGCCUGCGGGUGGCUGAACUACGCCAAACACAAUCCUGCAUCUACCAAUGCUACAAGCCUGCUGCAGGACUCCCAGAAGAAGAUCAUCAGUUCGUUGUUCACGGGCCGAGCACCUGGAGCCACUGUUCUCUCCGGUUCCAUUGCGGGCCUUGAAGGUGUUUCCCAGCUGUCCUUGCGACGGGCCACUAGCAUGAGGAAGACUUUCACCACAGGGGUGGCUGCUGUCAAGAAGAAGUCUUUGUGUAUCCAGAUAAAGCUUCAAGUGGAUGCUCUCCUCGACAUGGUGCGGAGGUCCAGGAUUCACUUUGUUCACUGCUUAUUGCCCAAGGCAGAUGCCCUCAAGGCUCUGAGUGGAUCCCUGUUCAAAGGAGGGGAAUGUGAUGCUCAAGGGGAGAUUGGAGAUCCCGGCUUAAUGCAGCUAGAUGUUGCCUUGCUCCGUGCUCAGCUGCGCGGCUCAAAGCUGCUGGAUGCUCUACGGAUCUACAGGCAAGGUUACCCCGAUCACAUGGUGUUCUCUGAGUUUCGAAGGCGCUUUGAUGUGCUGGCACCGCACCUCACCAAAAAGCAUGGGAGGAAUUACAUUGUGAAGGACGAGAAGAGAGCUGUGGAGGAGCUACUGGAGUCCUUGGAUUUGGAAAAGAGCAGCUACCACAUGGGUCUCAGUAGGUUGUUCUUCAGAGCUGGCACAUUGGCGAAGCUAGAGGAACAGAGGGAUGAGCAGACCAAGCGUAAUCUCACCCUGUUCCAAGCUGCCUGCAGAGGCUACCUGGCACGGCAAGCCUUCAAGAAGAGGAAGAUUCAGGAUCUAGCAAUCCGUUGCGUCCAGAAAAACAUCAAGAAGAACCGUGGCGUGAAGGACUGGCCAUGGUGGAAGCUCUUCACCACAGUCCAGCCCCUCAUUAAGGUCCAGCUCACUGAGGAGCAGAUGCGAGGCAAAGACGAGGAGAUACAGCAGCAAAAAUCAAAGCUGGAGAGGGUGGAGAAAGAGCGGAAUGAGCUGCGACUGAACACGGAUCGAUUGGAGAGCAGGAUCUCAGAUUUGUUGGCAGAACUGGCUGAUGAGAGAAGCACUAGUGAGUCAGCAUCCCAGUUGCUGGAGACUGAGACUUCAGAGAGACUCCGCCUGGAGAAGGACAUGAAGGAUCUACAGGCUAAGUUUGACGCCAUGAAGAAACAGUUAGAAUCACAAGAGAUGGAGGUGAUGGAAGCUCGGCUCAUGAAAACAUCAGAGCUCAACGGGGAGAUGGAUGAUGACGACGAUGCUGGAGGCGAGUGGCGGAUAAAAUACAACCGAGCCAUUCGUGAAAUGGACUUCACCAAAAAGAAACUCCAGCAGGAGUUUGAUGAAAAGCUGGAGACAGAGCAGCAGAGCAAAAGACAUCUUGAGAGAAGGCUGGCUGAUUUGCAGACAGAUAAUGAGGAUGUGCAGCGCGCUGUGCAGCAGCUGAAGAAGAAGUGCCAGAAACUGACGGCAGAGCUGCAGGACACCAAGCUUCACCUGGAGGGCCUGCAGAGCCGCAACCAUGAUCUGGAGAAGAAACAGAGGAAAUUUGACCUGGAGCAGAACCAGACUCAGGCCGAGGUACAAAGAGAAAGGAACCAGAGGGAGAAGCUGGCUCGAGAGAAAGACAUAAUGACUGGUGAGAUGUUUAACCUCCGCCAGCAGCUGCAGGACAAGGACGUUGAAUUGUGCGCCGCAAAUAUGAAGGUGCAGCAGCUGGAGGCCGAGCUACAGGAUCUGUCGUCCCAGGAGUCGAAGGACGAAGCCUCGCUGGCCAAAGUCAAGAAGCAGCUUCGCGAGCUCGAGGCCAAGGUGAAAGACCAGGAGGAGGAGCUCGACGAACAGGCUGGGACCAUCCAGAUGCUGGAGCAGGCUAAGCUGCGGCUUGAGAUGGAGAUGGAGAGGCAGCGACAGACCCACUCUAAAGAUAUUGAGAGUAAGGAUGAAGAGGUAGAGGAGAUCAGGCAUUCCUGCAGUAAGAAGCUGAAACAGAUGGAGGUGCAGCUGGAGGAGGAGUAUGAAGACAAGCAGAAAGUGUUGCGUGAGAGAAGAGAGCUGGAGUCCAAACUGCUGACUGCCCAGGAUCAGGUGAGCCAGAGGGAUGUGGAGACGGAGAAGAGGCUAAAGAAAGACCUGAAGAGAACCAAAGUCCUUCUGGCUGAUGCACAGAUUAUGCUGGACCACCUGAAGAGUAACGCCCCCAGCAAGAGGGAGAUUGCCCAGCUCAAAAAUCAACUGGAGGAGUCAGAGUUCACUUCCGCGACAGCAGUGAAGGCUCGAAAGGGCAUGGAGAUUGAAAUAGAGGACUUGCAUAUCCAAAUGGAGGAUGUGGUCAAAGCUAAGAUUUCGUUGGAAGAGCAGGUCAGCCGUCUGCAGAGGGAGAAGAAUGACCUGCAGUCUCGUAUGGAGGAGGAUCAGGAGGACAUGAAUGAGCUGAUGAAGAAACACAAAGCUGCAGUUGCCCAGUCUGCCAGGGACUUGAGCCACAUCAGUGACCUGCAGGCCCAGCUUGAAGAGGCCACAAAGGAGAAGCAGGAGAUCCAAGAAAAGCUUCAUUCACUGCAGAGCCAGCUAGAGUUCCAAGAACAGUCCAUGGUGGAAAAGUCUCUUGUGUGCCGUCAGGAGGCCAAGAUCCGUGAGCUGGAGACCAAGCUGGAGUAUGAGAGGACACAGAUCAAACGCUUGGAGAACCUGGUGGGUCGUCUAAAGGAGAACCUCGAAAAGUUGACAGAGGAGAGAAACCAACGCAUUGCUGCAGAAAACAGGGAGAAGGACCAGAAUAAGCGAAUGCAGAGGCAGAUAAGAGACAUGAAAGAAGAAAUGGGAGAGCUGUCCAAGAAGGAGGCCGAGGCCAGCCGGAAGAAGCAUGAAUUGGAAAUGGACAUUGCGAGCUUAGAGGCGGCAAAUCAGAGUUUACAAGUUGACAUCAAACUGGCCUUCAAGAGGAUAGGUGACCUGCAGGCUGCCAUAGAGGACGAGAUGGAGAGUGAUGACAAUGAUGACUUAAUCAACAGUUUGCAAGACACGGUGACAAAAUAUCAGAAAAGAAAGAACAAAACUGGGGAUGAGACGGAAACAGAUUCCGAGGUGGAGGACCGGGUGGAUGGAGUUAAGUCUUGGCUCUCGAAGAACAAAGGCUCCACCAAAACCCUGUCUGAUGAGGGAAGUCUGAAGAGCACCAGAUAUUCUGCAAAUGCAGAUAGCAAGGAGGUAAAAGAAGGUAAGGAGAAGAUGAAUGACGGCAGUAAAGACGUGAAAGAGGCAGAGCAGAACAGAUCAGUGUCUGUCAUGAGUUCCUUAAGCUACAGAAAGCGAUCCAACCUGAAAGACUCUAUAGGGGGGACAGGCGAUGAGAGCUCCUUGUUCAGCACUCUCAAAGAACAGCCUGACACACCAGACCAGGCCUCUAUUCGCAAAGCCAAGUCAAAGUCUGGAGGGCUUCAGGAGGAUUGGAAGAGGAGCCAGUCGCAGGACGACUUAGACGAGAAAGGCUCAGUCAUCUCCUUGGCCUAUUCUGAAGCUACCAGCAGAGCCAGGAAGGGCCUGGAGUCCCGCUGGACCUCCCGCAGCAGCCCUGAGUUUGAUAAGGACUCCAUGGUGUCCUCUGUGGCUCCCAGCAGGAUGUCCACCAGGAGGGGCAUGUUGGACAUGGAUGAUGACAAUAAGUCGACCAUCAGCAGCGUGAGCCGCUCCAGCCCCCGCUCACUGCAUCGCAGCAACUCUUGGAAAGAGGACAGACGCAGUGGCUCACGCCUGUCCCUUGCCCGCAGCUGUGGCCUUAGUGAAUUCGGCCUGCAUGGACAUGAUGACGACGACGAUGAUGAUGAUCGUAGUGUGGCUUUUACUGAAGGGGGGACUUCAUCUUUCAGUCCCCUCUCCCGGAGCUUUUCUACCCCAGCCCAGCCACGCUCCUCAGAUGGCACUCUGCCAGACUCAUCUGAUGUUAAAACAGUCACCCACCGCAACUACUUGGACCCUGACUUGGAGGCUGCCAUCAAUGAGGUGUUGAGCUUCAAACCCAUUAAGUUCAAGCGCAGUAAACUUGAUGAGUCUAGUGGUGAGGAAGAGGAUGAGAAGAAGGGGCCAGGAAGCGAGGACAGUAGGAAGAGAGGAGAAGACGAGGGGCUCGGCUGCAGCACAUCCAGCCUGCGUCGCUCUGCAUCCGGCUCUGCUCUGGACUACAGCAAUCGGCCAUCCAGCACCCUGAGCACCAGCAGCUCCCGCAGUCGGAAAGAUAAAAAAAGCAAAGUCUCUCUUUCCGACGACUCCUCCUCAGACGAUCGUCACAGCAGAAAGAGCUCAUGGGGGAAGAAGGGCAAGAAGUCCAAGAAGAGAUCUAAGAAGAAGCAAAGUGAGUCUGAGGAUUCCUCUUCUUCCUCAAAGUCGUCCUCUUCCUCCGACUCGACCAUCUCCUACCGCAGCUCCAGCAGUGUUAAAAGGGCCCCGAAACAACCAUCUGAUGAUGACGAGGAGCCUGCACGGCGUGGGCCAUCUAGCAAGAUGGAAACCAAGAAGAAGCAGAAGAAGAUUGAUAGCUUGGUGAUGAAGUACCGCUACAAGCCUGAUAGUGACUGAUACCGACAGUGGAAGCCCUUCUGUGUGCCGCAGACACCUGAGUCUUGGCAGGUCUGAUGAAGAGGAUGAGGUGGACAGAGACUCCAGCAGGCAGUCGCUGAGACAGAGCGACAGCGAAGGCACAUUGGCAGAGAGCACAUCAUAACCCAAACUCAGGUCACCUCGUGUUUUCAGUGACAUCCAACACACAGGAGGGACACAAUUCUUUUCCCACAACUUUACCACAACUUCUCAGCCAGCAGGAGAGCUGCAUGGACAGAGAAAGAACACUGUUUUCAGAUAGUUUAACUGGGGCUUUUUAUCGUAUUUCACUUAUUAUGGCGCACUAAUUCACAUCAUAAAUUGAUGUUGCUUCUAUGGUAAACGUGCUUUUUUCUGUUUUAUUGAAUACAACAUAUUGAAUAAGUUAGUUAAUACAGAACAGGGAACUUGAGUGCUAUCAAAAGAACUUUUGCUUUAUUUAUAAGAGCUGAUUUUCAGGAAAAUUUAAGCUCUCCUCUGCACUCUCCUCUGACUAUUCAGAUAGCUUUGCCAGGAGGAUUUAGAUAAGCCCGCUCUGGCUACAUUUCUCCAAGAAGUUCUGACCAGCCAUUAAGACCGCUCUUAUCUCUUCCUCAUUAAUGUGGACUAGCGCGUUGGGAGGAAUUAACCCAUUUUUAAUUAAUUAUCUUGCUGUACGUUUACAUGUGGCUCUUGUUCCAAGUUGAGAUAUCCAUAAUUUGAACAAAGUGAUGCUAGGCUAUGAUGGCUGACAUCAAAUUAAAAAUAAUUUUGGAAAAUACAUUUCUAUUUGAACUAAGCUGUUAGAUGUAAUGCAUAUGUUUGCAUAUGGAUUUAAAGCAACGUCUGAUCUAAACGUGUAUAAAUAGUAUACAUACAGUAGAUAUAUAAUAUAUGUGGAAUGAAAGCCUUUACAUUAAGUCUUUUAUUAAGAUAAGGUUAAUGUCGUGUCGCUGAUUUAUUCUUAUCUUUUGGUGGAGUUCAUGACAUAAUACUUUUGGUGUGGCUCUCUUGAGGCUCAGUCUUGCUUUUGUCCACUUGUGUCAUAUGUAUUAAGGAUCAAACAGAUUGCAUUUCUUUGCUAUUAUACAGGAGCUUUCUGUAGAGCCUUUGACACCUUGCAGAUGCAGAAGUGCAGAGAUGUGUGGUGUUUUUUUAGGAUGCACAAACACUGGAUUUCUACUGUAUAUCAUGAAUUAAAGCUCCUUCUCAUGUUGACUCCUGCAGAAUAAUAUUCCAGUAUAAUGAACUCCAUUUUAAUGUUUCAAUUGCAUUUUGAAAUUACUUGUUAAAUGUGUACAGUGCAGAUUGUCUUGAACUGAGGGAUUUUUUUUUCGGCCAUAUUGGUAAGCAGAAAAAUAAUUGCAUCAUUUUCAUCACCACAUGGUCCUCCCAUUUUAAGGUGCCAAAGACUAUGUUCAAUAAACUGGUGAUAUUUUGCAAAUGAUAAAAUUUGGGAUUGGGACUUUUAGAAGUUAUUUGUGACUGCCAAUGAGCAGCACUCAUAUUAUGAUAUUGAGUUAUUCCCAGGCUGUGUUUUCGAAGGGUUUUCCAUGUCAGCUUCUUGUUUAUUUGUACUCCAUCUGACAUGUGUCUGGACAGCAAGGAUGCCUCUGUACUCUGUAUUAGACAGCCAAAAUACUGCCAAAAUGAAAUUAAAGACUUAAAGACUGCUCUUACAUGUCAAUACCUUUAUUUGAUUUGUUGCCGUCCAGACACAUUAAUCUUGCUAGUUAUUUCUAUAUUUGGCCUUACAGAACCAUAACAAUUUCCUAAGACCUUAUGAAUUUUAAACUCUAUUUAAAAUGCAUGGAGGUAGAUUUGAAUAUAAAAGCAUAU